CCACAUUCCUUGCAGUUCUAUGGUUACCACUACGUGACACCGUUUUCGAUUAACCCGACGCUCUCGCGGUUUCAACUGUACUGCGGGUGCCGUUUCCAACGGUCCGCUACCCGCUUUUAUUUUCUACCUAUCUCUAUUUUGGUGGUGGAUGUAGCCAUGCAAGUGCCGGAUUUCAAAGUUAUUGCACCAUUAGGUCAGGAAGUCAAAACGAACGAGCACACACGUGCAGCUACUGCAGCAAAUCAUUUUCACGCGCUGGCGAUCUGCGGAUGCACAUCCACUCUGUACAUUUGAUUGUCGGCUGUUCCACGGAGACAUACAUGCGGACUAACAGCUUCCUACCGGAUUUCCCACUAACUGGAUUAGAGUCCGUCAAUAAUAAGUUUUGCCUUCGCAUCUCUAACUAUGUCGUGUUAUCCUCGUUAAACGUGUCGAAGGUUGACUAAUGAAAUGAAUCCCGACGAACGAACGCACAUGUGCAGCUAUUGCAGUAAAUCAUUUUCUCGGGCAAACGAUCUGCGGAAGCACACCCGUUCUGUACAUUUGAAAGAGCGAACUCACAAAUGCAAUCAUUGUGAUCGAACCUUUUCCCGAGUGCACAGUGUUCGGGUCCACGAGAGGUCUGUGCACUUGAAACAACGCCCCUAUUCAUGUGAAUACUGUAAACAAUCGUUUACCGAGAACAGCCAUAUGCAAAGGCAUAUCAGAACCGUUCAUUCGA
Messenger RNA from Dicrocoelium dendriticum, 721 nucleotides. NCBI's taxonomy places the organism in Eukaryota, Metazoa, Platyhelminthes, Trematoda, Plagiorchiida, Dicrocoeliidae. The record is from the annotation of a GenBank genome assembly.